AUGAUGGGUAUUGCGAAGCUUGGAAUGAAAAUGGCGGCUAAUGAUGUUGUCGCGAAUCAUGAAAACGAAACUAGAGAUAAAAGGAGCAGCGAUGGUUCCGUCAAAGUUAUUUGCUUAGGAGACAGUGCUGUAGGGAAGUCAAAGUAAGGCAGACUGUGUGAUAUCUUAUGUCUCGUAAACCUGUUCUUGCUGUUUUGUGGGAAAACGGUAGCGUCCAACAAACCGGCUAAUUUUUGUGACAUUAUUUCCUUUUCAGAUUGGUUGAGAGAUUUCUUAUGGAUGGAUAGUAUCCUUAAUGCUUUUUGUUAGCUAAGUGUCUAGAUUUUUACCGUGCCCUAACAAUUCCGCCAAAGUAGUUUUGAUUUAGUCUAAUAAUAUUGAUCAAGGGGAGCAAUAGGUUCUCAGUUUUUGGUUAUUUAUACGGAAGCUGGUUUCUCGCUAAGUUUUUUUUUCAUUUAUUAAGUGACUUUCGUUACCCGGUAAUAUUUUAAAAUUAAAAUUUUCUAACCUCAUUUGUUAAACAAUGAUGUUUUCUUUUUUCUCAGUUUUGACGCCACCUCUCGCAGUAAAUUACGGUUUUGUACGUCAAUAGAGCGAAAUUUUAUUCGGAGAACCGUUUUAGAAAUCUCCUUAUUCUCAAGAGGCCUUUAGCGUCACUCAAUGACCGAAAAGAUAUAUUGCCUCGGACAUGUUCUUUUGUUAUAUUGUACGCGAAGCUCAUCAAGUAUUGCUACUGAAUGCUAGGAAAACUAAAUAAUAUCAAAGAACAAAUGUACAGUACCCUACGUAUACAUGAACCUAGGAAUUGCCAUUUUCGAUAUAGAUCGCAAAACCAUCUUGAAAUUAAUGUCAAAGUACAAUUUACCUCAAUAUUCAAUCACACAUUGUCACAUCAUCUCAUGAUCACAUCACUGAGCAUUUCAGGUCAGGUAUUUCCCAAAUCGAAUACAGGUGCUUUUGAUUGUUUUGCUUUCUAAUAAAAGAAGCUGUUACGAACAUGUAAAGUAAUCCUACAAUAAGCUAUGUUUGAUCAUCCAGUUUCAUUAACUGGAAAUGUUUUAAAUUCAAAUAUCAGUCUCUGGAAAGAAAAAUUCACAUGGCCUCCAGAUUUCCAUAGUCAGCCCUUUGUAUUUUUUUUAUUUAAUACUCUCCAUAUUACUGGUGUUUAUUAUCAGUCUGUCAAUGAAACUAGUGUCCUUAAUUAUAACAACAGUAAACCACAGCAGCUUUCUACAUAUGCUCUGACCCUUUUUCAGUACAAGACAAGGGUUGAUGGAACUGAUGUUCGAGUUGGUAAGUCCAAUUUAACCUGCAGUUUGCCCAUCUGUGUGAAAUUCGUUGAUUGUCUUCUGCUAAUACAGUCAAACCUGUAUUAGGCAGCUCCCUAUUAAACAGUCACCCUGUAUUAAAUGGUCAGUUGUCAAAGUCCUGAAUGUGUUUCCCCUCAAUCACUGUAAUUUUCACCAAUCUGGCUCCAGUGGUCUCCUCUAUCGAGUGGUCAUAAGUACCCUUUACAACAAGUUCUAAGGGCCUGUUUUUACUGUCCUCUGCCUGUAUAUUGAAUGACUACUAAAAGUGGAACCACUCAAUUAAGACUAAGAAUAAGCUUUCCAAUUAUUUUUUAAUCCUUGUGUCUCUCCCAGAAUUAAUAUAGGUAGUAUUCUUGAUCAAGAUUCUGUACAUUAAGUGGUCAGUUAUGGCAUUAAGGGGCAUUGUUCAUUGUUUUUAUAAUAACCCUAAUCUUUGGAACCUGUAUUAAACAAUCACUCUGCUAUUCACCAUGGGUGACUGCUUACAGGUUUGACUGUAUAUGUGUUUGUCCUUAAAUUUGGAAAUUUAAAUUAAAUCGCAUUUCACAUUUCCUGGUAGUUUAUGUUAUUUAUUUUAUUUCAUGAUUUUAUUGCAUUUAUUUUGUCAAUGAUUUAUUAAAUCUAAAUGAGAACAACACAGAAGUGAAAUGUUGGAGUUUUUUGUUGCCAAUACAAUAUGCUUACUUGAUAUAAAUGAGUUUAGGAACAAGUGACAUAUUUGGAAAUCAGCUAAGACUGAAGAGGCCAAGACAAUGUGAAAAAAGUUUUAUCAGGGCUUUUCUCAUGAGAGAAUCACCAGGUUCUUGUGGGCUCAUAUCUCAGAAUCUAGUUGCUUAAAGACAAAAAUUAGUCCAUCUAACUUUGUUAGAGCACAUACCUGUUCCUGAGGACAGAAAGGUACUCUGAAAUAUUGAUUUUUAUGAGUCUUGGAGAAUGAAAUUAUCAAAACUAAUUGACUUUAUGUUUUCUUACUUGUCUUGCAACUCCUAUCUUUCAUCAUCAAGGAUUAUGAUUAAAACAAUAGAUGUACAUGUACGCAAUAAAAAGUAGCAUAGCCAGAUAACCCAAUUCUAUUUCAUUGUGGCAGUUCUAACUAUACAAUUAAAGGAAGUACCCGGAAGUAAUAAUCAUGUAGUUAUCACUUUAUACAACAUGUAAGCCUUAAGUUCAGUGACAAUACAUUUAUGUAACUCAAGACUUUGGAUGUUGUGAUUCUGAUACAAUGUGAUUGUGUAAUUUCAUACAAUUGACCUCAAUUUGCACACACAUUCUUGAUCAGAAAGAAAUUCAUAAAUCUUAAUAAAGGCAUAAUCUGAAAAAGACUAAACAUUAAAAUUAUGAGUAUGAAGUUUUAAGCAUUCAGUUCACAGGCUUUGAAAUUCUUGUAGAUUUGCAGUAAUGAUGGAAAAGACACUACAGUAAAUAGAUUAAUCAAUAUCAAAUCUACACCAGGCAAAUUGUAUGAUUUGUCUCUCAAAACAACAUAUUUUUGCCAUAGGAUGUGUCAAAAAUCCUGUUUAACAUUGUCUAUCAGAAAGUCUGAUUGUUUGCGGAUCAAGACAACAUUUAUUUUACACGUUUGCAAAUUAGGUGAAUGGAAAAGAAUGCCAUUCAUUUAAAUUGAUGAAUGUUACAAUUAUUUUUCUGUAUGCUAUUUAAAGUUAUCAUAAAGGACUGGAUGAAAAAGAUUACCUUAAAUUGGUAGCUCAGGCAAAAACUGCCAUUGUUAUUUAUUGUAACUGCUAUGCUGACUAUCGGAGCAACUGUCUUUUCUUCUAUUUUGUGUGAAUGGUUUAAAGAUUACUUAUGGUUGUCGGAAAACAUCUUUGUCAUUAGGAGAUUUGUUGGGAUACUACCUUAAAAGUUGUGGCAUGGGUAACAUUCUCAUUGAGGUUUGGAAAUUAUAUGAAUAGGUGAAAAGCAUUUGACUGAGGUUUUACAAUCAUGAAUACCACUUCACUUGAACUUGCAGUAUACUGUGUAGUAAUGCAUAUAUAUUAUUUUUUCCAGAUUUCUGGGAUACAGCAGGACAAGAGAGAUUCAGCAGUAUGCACCCAUCAUAUUAUCAUCAAGCACAUUCUUGUCUACUAGUAAGUACUGUCAGUAAAGAAUGAUUUUUUAAGAACCAAACUCUGUUCUAUAAUAAGCCCUCCAUCUUGAGCCCCCCAAUGAUUAACCUUUUAACCCCCUUUGAGUGACUAGAGUCAAAAUUCUCCUUACAAUAUCACUCCGGAUUAACAUUAUGGUAACAAGAACAAUGAUCACCAACCAAAGAAACUUCUAAUUGUUUAAUAAAUUCUUCUUGUCAGCACCCUAGGAAAUGUAUGUAGAACUGUAUGGAGAAUAUGCAUGUUGAUGUUAGGGUGUAAAGGCUUAACAAGCUCUUUAGGGACCUAAAUUUAUAAUUGAAGAGUGUUAACCAUAUAUCAUGAUUGAUGUAUAUCAGGAGUAAUUUUGCACCUUGUAUGUGUUCAAAUUGCUCUUGUUUAAACUUCAGUUAAGAUCUCUUUUUAUUUUGACAGGUAUUUGAUAUUACAAGAAAAGUGACUUACAAAAAUCUUGCAAAAUGGUACAAAGAACUUAGGGAAUACAGAGAGAACAUUCCUUGUAUAGUUAUAGCAAACAAAAUAGAUGGUAUCCUUUUUGUUUUCUUUCUGUGGAAUAACUUUUAGUCCUUGUUCUUGAGACUUCAAAGUUAUGAAUAGCUUCCAUCAUGCAACAACUCUAAAAAUGAACUGGAAUUAAAGACUAUGUAUUGUAACUUACAGACAGUGUUUUUGAUUCUGAUGAACUAGGUUACCUUUCCAUUUCACAUAACUUUGCUGGUCUCAAAUCCAGAAUUGUUUUGAACAUUUUAUAUCAAUGUUACAAAGUAUUAGCUCUAGUUAGCCUUUUUAUUUGGCAAGAUCUUCUGCAUACAAGCGCAUGUGAUUUUUCCUUGCUGCUAUCCAUUAAAGAGAGUUUGCUGUUAUUUCAAAAGAGCUUUGUGUUGAAAUGUGUUGAAAAUGGCAGCUAGAAGUUAUAUGUUAAGCACCUUGUAGGGUUAAUGGAUUGAUGUGAGCAGGCAUGCAAAGAAAGAACAAAUCAUUUAUAAUAAUAUGUUGUAUGUAUAUGAAUUCAUUUUCCCAUUUGGAUAAAUGCAGUCUUUAUAUUCCUUAACUGCUUGGUAUUAUCUUAAGUUGACUACACUAUGACACAGAAAAGUUUCAAUUUCCCCAAAAAGCAUGGUCUUCCUUUCUAUUUUGUGUCUGCGUCUGAUGGAACAAAUGUGGUUAAGGUAGGCAUUCAAAUAUACAUAUUUUUUAUUUUCUCCUGAUUAAUGUAUUUGAACACAAGCUCUAAAGCCAUACAACCAUGGCACUAAUAGGAGAGAAGACAUCCUUUGCAGGAUUUUAAUUGAGAAAUGUAGUGUAGGAAUGUGACUGGAGAAUUUUCACCUUGCCUAAAUUUAAAGAAAAGUUCAGGGCAUGAAAUUUAGCCUUAUAGCUCUUAACAGUUACUGAAGAGGUGCUGUUCAAAGUACCCCACAAUAACUUUAAUGAAUUACAACAAUUUCUGAAGGAGAGGCUAGAUAUGUGUUAGGUUAUUAUGAGAGAAUAUUGUUUUGUUUGAGAAUGAGACUUCUGAAGAAUUUUUUUCAGAGCCAGUCUCUCACAUGUGUACAUCAAACCCUAAUAAUUCCUUUAGGAUUGAAUGUGGCACAAGUAAACAUGAACUACAUGAAGCACAAUCAGUCAAAAUGACUUGCACAUUUUUGUACCUGUCCAUUGUUUAAUUAAUUAAUUCACUGAUUCUGUUUGGUAUGAAGGCCUUUCGAGAAGCAAUAAAGCUGGCAGUGAAAUAUAAAGAAAACUCAACAGAUUUUAUGGAUGAAGUUCUACGCGAACUUGAGGUACAUUUUUAGUGUUUGAAUCAAUUCAUAAGUACUAUUUUUGUGAAAGAACAUGAGGUGUAUAAAAGAGUAAUAUUUGUUUGUGCAAUACUUUUUUAGUAAGACUUUAGUGGUAACUGUGUUUGGUUGAAUGGUAUUAAAAGUUCAACGGAACAAAGGAGUUGAAUUAAUCUCUUUCACUUUGCUUUUAUUUCAGAACUUUGAUGACAUGAAUCUUAAUCAAGAUGGUUAUGAUUCAGAUAAAAAAAGCAGUGAAGAUGAGGAAAAGACAUGAUACCCACUGCUUUAAGGCUGGCUCCUGUGGUUCAUGCACACUGCUGUUUAAGUCAGUGCAAAGAAUAUUUCAACACACAGAGUAAUUUAUUCUCCUUAUUAGAGUUUUUAAUUAUUAGUUAUUAAUAUUUAAAAGAUUUACAUUGUAAUAAAUGUAUUGACUGUUACAACUAUCAUACAGUCUGGGUGAUGCUAUGUCACUUUGCAAAUUUUCUCUGCUGGCUGAAGAGUAAUAUAACAUGACUGCAAGAAAACUGAAAUAGUCUAAGAAUUAUUUUGAUUCCAUCCUGAUGUCAUGGCAAAAGGCUUCAUGGUUUAACUUUACCAGAUCUGAGCCCAGAAAAAAUAAUCAUGAUUAUUUUUAUUGUACAGUGUAUAUGACCAAGAAUUCAUUUGUUGUAAAUCAAUAGUCAUGUUCAGCUAUAAUAUCAUAUGUACUUACCUACCGAAAAUUAUAUCUGAGAUGGGUUCUUUGUGGUAUUAUCUUCCUAAAUUUUGCUUGUUCUCAUCAGACUGAGACGCCUUUCUGUUAUUCUCUUGAUCUUAAUUAUGAUUUAGCAUUAUUAAUGGUUUAAAGCAUUAACUCGUCAUUUAAUUAUUAACAGCACGCCCAGCAGGGCCCGAACUCGCACAUAAAACCAUUGUUUUCUUUUAAAAAGUAAUUUCAUAGACCGUUUAGACUUGUCAUAGAAUUGAUUAGAGAGAGAAUGCGUUGCGUGAUCAGACUAGACCAGUGCGAAGGUGGCUACCUAUGGCAUUUUGUGGUAACACUUUUCGUAGGCCAGUCUGUGCAAUGUAAAUGUAAACUAAUGUAAAUUGUAAAUUUAUCGGAAAUUGGCAUGAAGAAAACCAUCUGCUUUAGUACAAAACUCAAUGCUCGUGAGUAAAAGCGUAUAGGUUAAAACUUAUCACUGUAACUAUGUCGUAAAAAUGCAGCUAUUAUUGGAUCAGUUACAGAGAAGCCAAAUGUAGUAUGAUUGUAACUAUCAUUACAGGAUGAGCUUGGCUCACCACUCCUCUUGCCCAGCCUUGGAGCCAGGCUCGGCAGCUUCUCCGAGAUAUGUUUAUUUUUUUGCGGUGUCUCUAUUUUCUUUGUGUUUGUUGACGAUGUUAUGUUUUCCAUUUUGUAUAAUUGGCGUGUCAAAGCUAACAAGUUAAUUGUUGGUUGAAUAGUAUUUCCUUUUCACUGAUUCUAAAGAGAGUGUUCAUCCCUAUAAGUAUCUUACUGUUCUGUUAUAAACUAUUUUCUUUGUGAAAUACUUCUUUUUCAGGGUUAAAGCGUAAGCAAGUGAGCAGUUUGCCAAGCGCUUAGAGGUGUUAUAUUUUGUCAUACGGCAGUUAUCUUUUUACACGACAUUUUUACAUUGUACAAUAUUUUUCUGAGGUUUAGAGUCCAUUCAUUGAAUUCAGCUACUUUUAUCCGACGAAGCUCUCUCAGCGAUGUUUUAAUGAAAGCUCUUGGAGACCUCAUGGGAGUAUAACCAAGACACCGUAACCUUGAACACGAUAAUUUACACGGUAGCUAUUUAGCUAUAACGUGCAGGCCAUAAGUAUUUUCAACCGAGCUUUUUCAUGACAAAGUGACAAAUGUGUUCGUCUGGGAUGUCAAAGUACGAGGACAGCUAAAUAGGCACGAGAAAUAUUUUUCAGAGAAAGCUUUCAGACAAGCAAUCGUGCUAACUGCUCUGAACACUUUACAAAAGUUGAAUUUUCCCCUCCCUCAGAGGAAUUGAAUCGGCAGUACACACUAAUCGUAGUCUUCUAUUCUUUGGGUAUACCCAAGUGGCAACACUGAUUGUGACGAUCAAACUAACUGGGAAAUGGUAUCGUAAACCUAGUUUGCGUGCUUAAGGAAUUAAAAUAAUUCCGCGUUUGCAAUAUUUUGAGAAUUCCGUUUCGCAAAUAGAGAAUUGUUGGAGAAGUCGCACAUUGACCAGGAUCUCUGUAGGGAACGAACCAGGUAGCGUAGGUCACCAUGCCAAACAUGUCUGAAAACAUUGUAACUGCAUUCGGGUACUUUUGGGCUAGACCGGAUGUGUACAAAGAUCCUGGAAUUGAAAUAUGUAUGUAAUAUGUAUAUAUGUAAAAAAUUGUAUGUACAAACAUGAUCUAAAAUAAAGUUGCUUGUUUACCGCGAUGAAAAUGGUUUACCUCUUGGUUCAUGGGUGAUCUUGAGGAGCGCCUUUCGAGGGUGGGUACCUGAGGGAUGGGACGUUGGCCAUCCUCUGAACACAACUUGUUAGAGUUGACGAGGUAACUGAUUGGAGAUUAUACAGGGUUUCUCGAUAUUAAUUAGGAGGUAUUGUUCAUUGACCAUAAAUGAGGAAAGGAGCAAGCUAUCUAGUAAUGAGCACUUAAUACAAUUGGUAAUCGAAUUCCCCAAAUAAUUUGCUGUAAUCAUGUUUGUUUUCCCAGAACCUGCACCUUAAUCUUCAAAAUGAACUCU
Molecule: messenger RNA, 7921 nt
Organism: Pocillopora meandrina
Lineage: Eukaryota; Metazoa; Cnidaria; Anthozoa; Scleractinia; Pocilloporidae
Source: the annotation of a GenBank genome assembly